This is a messenger RNA of Vigna unguiculata (cowpea), 3011 nucleotides long. The record is from RefSeq and is a predicted model, not a curated record. NCBI's taxonomy places the organism in Eukaryota, Viridiplantae, Streptophyta, Magnoliopsida, Fabales, Fabaceae.
UGUAUCAAUGGAAUCUCAUCAUCCAUACAUAACGAAUUGAUGUGGUAUAUUCAAAUCAUAACAUAUGAACAGUAAAAACUAGUAUUUUAAUUGAGACUAGAACUCAUAGGGAAGAAAAUAGAUUUAUGAAUGGAAUAAAAUAUGCAGUAUUUACAGACAAAAGUAUUCGGUUAUUGGGGAAAAAUCAAUAUACUUUUAAUGUCGAAUCGGGAUCAACUAGGACAGAAAUAAAGCAUUGGGUCGAACUCUUCUUUGAUGUCAAAGUAAUAGCUAUGAAUAGUCAUCGACUCCCGGUAAAGGGUAGAAGAGUACGACCUAUUAUGGGACAUACAAUGCAUUACAGACGUAUGAUCAUUACGCUUCAACCGGGUUAUUCUAUUCCACCUCUUAGAAAGAAAAGAACUUAAAUCAAAAUACUUAAUAGCAUGGCGAUACAUUUAUACAAAACUUCUACCCCAAGCACACGCAAUGGAACCGUAGACAGUCAAGUAAAAUCCAAUCCACGAAAUCAUUUGAUCUAUGGACAGCAUCGUUGUGGUAAAGGUCGUAAUGCCAGAGGAAUAAUUACCGCAGGGCAUAGAGGGGGAGGUCAUAAGCGUCUAUACCGUCAAAUUGAUUUUCGACGGAAUGAAAAAAACAUAUAUGGUAGAAUCGUAACCAUAGAAUAUGACCCUAAUCGAAAUGCAUCCAUUUGUCUCAUACACUAUGGGGAUGGUGAGAAAAAAUAUAUUUUACACCCCAGAGGGGCUAUAAUUGGAGAUACCAUUGUUUCUGGUACAGAAGUUCCUAUCAAAAUGGGAAAUGCCCUACCUUUGACCGAUAUGCCCUUAGGCACGGCCAUACAUAACAUAGAAAUCACACUCGGAAAGGGUGGACAAUUAGCUAGAGCAGCUGGUGCUGUAGCGAAACUAAUUGCAAAAGAGGGGAAAUCGGCCACAUUAAAAUUACCUUCUGGGGAGGUCCGUUUGAUAUCCAAAAACUGCUCGGCAACAGUUGGACAAGUGGGAAAUGUUGGGGUAAACCAGAAAAAUUUAGGUAGAGCCGGAUCUAAAUGUUGGCUAGGUAAACGUCCUAUAGUAAGAGGAGUAGUUAUGAACCCUGUAGACCAUCCGCAUGGGGGUGGUGAAGGGAGGGCCCCCAUUGGUAGAAAAAAACCCGCAACUCCUUGGGGUUUUCCUGCACUUGGAAGAAGAAGUAGAAAAAGGAAGAAAUAUAGUGAUAAUUUGAUUCUUCGUCGUCGUACUAAAUAGUAGAGAAAAUAGAAAUUGUUUCUUCGUCUUUACAAGAAAAAGGAGUAAUUAACUGUGACGCGUUCACUAAAAAAAAAUCCUUUUGUAGCGAAUCAUUUAUUAAGAAAAAUAAAGAAGCUUAACACAAAAGCGGAAAAAGAUAUAAUAUUAACUUGGUCCAGAGCAUCUACCAUUAUACCUACAAUGAUUGGCCAUACCAUUGCUAUCCAUAAUGGAAAAGAACAUUUACCUAUUUAUAUAACAGAUCGUAUGGUAGGCCAUAAAUUAGGAGAAUUUUCACCUACUCUAAACUUCCGAGGACAUGCGAAAAAUGAUAAUAGAUCUCGUCGUUAACGUUAAUUUGAACAUCCAUUUUUAAAUAGUAAUGCAUAAAGAAAUAUUACAAAAUUGAAUUCUUAGUAAAAUGAAGUUCAACUCAUUUCUUUUAGAAUUCAUUAAAUGAAUUCAAUAAUUCAUAAUAAUAAUAAAAUUCUUUUUUAAUGAAGAAUUCAAUCAAUUCAAUAUUUUAUUGAUUUGUCAAAAUAGACUCUUAUGAUAAAGAAGAACCUCUAUACAGAAGCCUUGUCUUUUGGUCAAAUCAAAAAAAAAGGUUCAUGUCUAUUUUAUUUACAACACACAGUACAAAUAGUAAUUGAUGUGAUUUGUACAUAAAUAAAACAUUAUGAUACUUGAAUUUCUAUUUGAAUUUUCUAUUUGCUUUAGUUGAAUAUCUUCUUUUAUUCGAUUUUUUGAAUUGUUUAUUUUACAAUAGUCGAUGAUAGUCACAAUAGAAAUUUCAACGAACUUAGUCAAUGAGCUAUAAUGAGUUAUAAAGAUCUAUCUAUAGAUAAAAAAUACACAAAUAAGAAAUAUCAUUUUAUGUAAUUUUAUGUACAGUAGUGGGGAAUUAUGGGACAAAAAAUAAAUCCGCUUGGUUUCAGACUUGGUACAACUCAAAGUCAUGAUUCUAUUUGGUUUGCACAACCAACAAAAUAUUCUGAGAAUAUACAAGAAGAUAAAAAAAUACGAGAUUGGAUAAAAAAUUUUAUACAAAAAAAUAGAAGAAUAUCCUCGGGUGUCGAGGGAAUUGGAGAGAUAAAGAUUCAAAAAAGAAUCGAUCUGAUUCAAGUCAUAAUAUAUAUGGGAUUUCCAAAGUUAUUAAUAGAGGGUAAGCCUCAAAAAAUCGAAGAAUUACAGACGAAUAUGCACAAAAAACUGAAUUGUGUGAAUAGAAAACUAAACAUUGCUAUUGUAAAAGUUACAAAUGCUUAUAAACACCCUAAUAUUCUUGCAGAAUUUAUAGCUGGACAAUUAAAGAAUAGAGUUUCAUUUCGUAAAGCAAUGAAAAAAGCUAUUGAAUUAACUGAACAAGCAGGUACAAAAGGAGUUCAAGUACAGAUUGCAGGACGUAUUGAUGGAAAAGAAAUUGCACGUGUCGAAUGGAUCAGAGAAGGUAGGGUUCCUCUCCAAACCAUUCGAGCUAAAAUUGAAUAUUGUUGUUAUACAGUUCGAACUAUUUAUGGAGUUUUAGGGAUAAAAGUUUGGAUAUUUUCGAAAUAAAGAAAAAUAUGUCCUUCUUUCUAUUCAAUAAUUCAAUGUCCUAUUUUGAUUUUAUAUAAAACAAAAAAGAAAAAAUUACUCGAUUUUGAUUCUCAAAAAUUUAUCUAUUUUAUAAGAUUGAAUCGACUAAAAAAAGAAAUUAAUCAUUUUAUAGAGGAUUGCCAUGCUUAGUGUGUGACUCGUUAGUUUUUUAGAAUGAUUAAAAAAAAAAAAGAAACCGGU